Messenger RNA from Bathycoccus prasinos, 387 nucleotides. RefSeq lists its product with no specific name. The transcript has a single exon. NCBI's taxonomy places the organism in Eukaryota, Viridiplantae, Chlorophyta, Mamiellophyceae, Mamiellales, Bathycoccaceae. Bases 1 to 387 code for a protein of 128 amino acids. The record is from RefSeq and is a predicted model, not a curated record.
AUGCCGUUAGGAAACGUGGCGAAAACAAUUGGCACUUCGUUCGGUCCCGCCCUCGAUGCGAUCGAACAAGAGUACUCUCGCCGAGGCAAAUUACAACAACAAGAACAACAGAAAACAACACAGCAGAAUGGAGAUAUAUACGUCCCAAAAAUCCCACACGCGUUACCAAUCAGUCGGAUGGCUAAAGACAACGCCUUUUUACGAGACGUUUUGAUUUACGACGAGAAGAAGAAAGUGAAACCGCGGUUGAGUUGGUACGAUCCGUACGACAAGACCUGGGUGCCGAAUAACUGGUUUCAAGACGGUUUAGCCGCGGAUAUGAAGUAUUAUUUCGGGGGCGCAAAUACGAGCGAGGCGAGCGAUGCGGCCGUGAAUGGACGGACGUGA